AUGGCGCCUACAAGUGAUGGUGGUGGUACGAAGGAUGAAAGUGCCAAACAUGUAUUGGAUGAAUUUGGGCAAAAAGUGUACGAAGAAAUAGUGGGAAAAAAAGCUGAUGCUAAAACAUAUAAAGAUGAAUUGAGAGGAAAGUUGUCACUAGCACCAAUUUGGAAUGAAUCAGCUGGCACCGAUGAUCCAUGCAAACUUGAAAGUGAAUAUACUGAACUUAUUAGUGGUAGUCUUGCUUCUGGUGGUGCUGCUCGCGGUCAUCCGUGCGGAAACGUAAGUGGAAAUGAUGGAACAGGAAAUGACGAUUUAAAACGUUUUUCUAAAGAACGUGUCUCUAAAUAUGAUGAGAAAAAAAUAAGAGGUAGUAAUGAUGGAGCCUGUCCUCCAUAUAGAAGAUUAUCUCUAUGCAACAAAAAUCUGGAAAAUAUAAAGACUAAUAUAAUUGAUAACAAGCAUGAUUUGUUGGUAGAUGUGUGUAUGGCAGCAAAAUAUGAAGGGGAAUCAAUAAAAGCACAUUAUCCUAAAUAUGAUGCAGAAUAUUCUUCUGGUUCUGGUUCUGAUUUUCCAAUGUGUACUAUGUUGGCACGCAGUUUUGCAGAUAUAGGAGAUAUUGUAAGAGGAAAAGAUCUAUAUAGUGGUAAUAAGAAAAAGGAAAAAUUAGAACAGAAUUUACAAAAAAUUUUCAAAGAAAUAUAUGACAAAUUGAAUGGCGCAAAAGACCACUACCAAAAGGACGGUGAUAAAUUUUUUCAAUUAAGGGAAGAUUGGUGGACAGCGAAUAGGCACACCGUGUGGAAAGCAUUAACAUGCAAGGCGGAAGGUGCAUAUUUUCGACCAACGUGCAGUGAUGGAAAUAGUCAGUCUCAAGCUACAAAGCAAUGCCGCUGUAACGACAAGCCAAAUGCCGGCAAGCCAAAGGCUGGCAACGGCGACGUAAAUAUUGUCCCCACCUAUUUCGAUUAUGUGCCGCAGUAUAUUCGCUGGUUCGAGGAAUGGGCAGAAGAUUUUUGCAGGAAAAAAAAAAAAAAAGUACAAAAUUUGCAAAAACAAUGUCGCGGAACUGAUGCAAGUAAGGAACCAAGAUAUUGUAGUCGUAAUGGAUUUGAUUGCGAAAAAACCAUUAGCAGAAUAGGUAAGGUACGUAUGGGUAAGGGUUGCACUGACUGUUUUUUUGCAUGUCAUCGUUAUGAAAAUUGGAUAGAUAACCAACGAAAACAAUUUCUAAAACAAAAAAACAUAUAUGAAAAUGAAAUAUUAGGUAAUAGUAGUCGAAGACGAGGUGCAGGUGGUGCAACUACUACUAAUUAUGAAGAGUAUGAAAAAAAGUUUUAUUUAAAACUACAAAGUAAUGGAUAUGGUGAUGUUAAUGAUUUUUUGGGAUUAUUAAGUAAAGAAAAAGCAUGCGAACAAAUUACUACACAAGAAGAAGGAAGAAUUAAUUUUGCUGAAAAACAUGAUGAUAAUAAUAAUGAUAAAGAAAAAGGAACCUUUUAUCGUUCAAAAUAUUGCCAACCAUGUCCCGACUGUGGGGUCAAACCUCUAGGAGGAGGAAAAUUUCAAGACAAAGAAACAAAGCGAAAAAAAUGCGAGGGUGAAAAACUUUAUGAGCCUAAACCCAACAAAGAAGGUACUACUAUUACAAUCCUUAAAAGUGGUGAAAACCAUGAUGAUAUUGAAACAAAAUUAAAAGCGUUUUGCAAAACACAAAAUGGUGGUGGUGUUGUUCUUAGUGGUGGUCGUGAUAAUGAAAAAAAGAGUGAUAAAGAUUCUUUAUAUGAAGAAUGGAAAUGUUAUGAAGGUAAAGAUGUAAAGAAAGUUAAAAAUGGAGAGGAAGAGGAUGACGAGGAAGAUGUACAGGAGGUAAAAGAUGCAGGCGGAUUAUGUAUAUUAAAAAACGACAAAAAUAAAAAAGAAGAAAAGACUGUAAACGAACCUGAGCAAUUCCAAAAGACAUUCCAUGAUUUAUUUUACUAUUGGGUUGCACAUAUGUUAAAAGAUUCUAUAUAUUGGGAAACACAAAAACUUGAUAAAUGUUUACAAAAUGGUAACAAAAAAUGUGGAAAAAAAAUAUGUAAUAGUGAUUGCGAUUGUUUUAAAAGAUGGGUAGAUCAAAAAAAAGAACAAGAAUGGAUGAAAAUAAGAAACCAUUUUUACACGCAAGAAAUUAAGGGCUUUCAAGGAGAACUUUUCAAACUUAGCCACGAUGAUCUUCUUAAACAAGUUUUGAAAGAAGAAUUUUAUAAAGAAAAAUCCGAAGACGCUUCCGCACAAGAUAACCAAAAUAGUCUGGAUGCAGAGGAGGCAAAGGAACUAAAACAACUUAGCAAAAUCAUUGAAAGUGAAGAAAAUCAAGAAGCAGGAGCUGGUGCCAAUGGAAAAAAAAAUAUAAUGGAUAAAUUGAUCGACUACGAAGAAAAAGAAGCACAAAAAUGCCUAGAAAAACGCAAACAAACGUGUCCACCACCAGAAGAAAGUCCCGAUCGCUCCCAAACACCACCUGCCAGCCGCUCCGAUUCACCACGUGUCGACCAAAAGGAAGAAGAAGAAGAGGAAGAGGAAGAAGACGACGAAGACGAAGACGAAGUCGAGGAUACGGCGGAGGGGGAGACGCAGGCGGAAACGGAACAGGUGGAAGACCAGGUGAACGGGGAGGGGGAGCAGCCGGUGGAAGACCACAGUGACCAGGUGGAGGAAGGAACGACACAAGACAAUGCGGAGAAGCCAUGUGAAAUAGUGGACAAACUAUUUAAUAAUCCAGACAAUUUUAAAGAAGUCGCGUGCCAACAAAAAUAUGCCAAAAACAACUCACGUUUAGGUUGGAAGUGCAUAGCAAGUGACACAAAAAGUGUUGCCACUGUCAAAAGUGAUGCUAGUGGUAGUAUUUGUGUGCCACCAAGGAGGCGACGACUAUACGUGGGUCAUUUACAGAAGUGGGCGGAAAAAUACAACAAGGUGGCACCACAGGUGGGUGGUGGUAACACAAAGGCGGGUGAGUCAUCACAAUCAAGUAGUGGUAGUGAAACACCCUCACAACCAGACCCCAAAGUGGAACUACGUGAUGCAUUUGUUGAGUCUGCGGCAAUAGAGACUUUUUUCUUAUGGGAUAGAUAUAAGAAAAUAAAAGAAAAAGAAAAACAAGAGGAACAACAACGACAACAAGAAAAUGGAGGACGACUCGCCACUCUCAACGGUGAUACCCUCAGUGUUGAACAAACCCCAGAAAACCAAUUAAAAAGUGGUAUAAUCCCCAACGAUUUCUUGAGAUUAAUGUUUUAUACAUUAGCAGACUACAAAGAUAUAUUAUUUAGUGGUAGUAAAGACGACAACACGAAGAGUAGUACCUACAACGACAUAAUUAGUGGUGAUAAAGAAAUUGCGCAAAGAGAAAAGACAAUAAAAGGUGCUAUAAGUACCUAUUUUUCAAAUAGUGGCACAACUCCCACACCUGUCACCCAACCUAGUGGCCAAAAAACCACACCAAAAGAUUGGUGGAAAGAAAACGCAAAACAUAUUUGGGAAGGGAUGAUUUGUGCUUUGACCUAUAAAGAAAGUGAAAACGGCGACAAAACAAUAGAAAAGGAUGAACAAGUGUACGAGAAAAUUUUCGGGAAAGACAACAACGACAAACCUGGCACAACCGGCACAAACACUGGCACAACCGGAACCCCAACCGGCACAUACAAUGACAGAUACAAAUACGAAACUGUUAAACUCGACGAUCAAAGUGAAACGGAAGCCAUUUCCAACGACAACCCAACCUUGGAGGAAUUCUCCAAACGACCUACAUAUUUUCGUUGGUUACAUGAGUGGGGAGAGAGUUUCUGUCGGGAGAGGAAGAAGCGGUUGAAAGACAUAAUAUAUGAAUGUCGUAAUAUUGACAAAGCAGGUCACCAUUAUUGUAGUGGGGAUGGUCAUGAUUGUACUGAUAAAAAUCUUAGACAUAAGAAUAUGUCUGCAGAUUUAUUUUGUCGGGAUUGCCACAAACAAUGUAGAAAAUAUAGAAAAUGGAUAGAUAUAAAAUUCGAAGAAUUUCAAAAUCAAAAAAGUAUAUAUCAGGCGGAACAUGGUAAAUUAAAAGCUAAUCAUAAUGGUGAUAAUAAUUGUUGUAAAGAAAUACACAAUCGUUCUACUGCUGCAAAAUUUUUGGAAGCAUUGAAACAUUGCAAAAAUAAUGAAGGUGACGAGGAAAAAGAGGAGGAUAAAAAAAAUAAUAAAAUAGAUUUUGGGAAACCUCUCGAAACGUUUCGUCAUUCAAAAUAUUGUGAAACGUGUCCUUUUAAUAGAGUUACUUGUAAUAGUGGUAGAAAAAGUGGUACAAAUGGAUGUAAUGUUAACGGAAAUGGAGAGACGUGGGAAAGUGUUUUUAAUGGAAUACCUGAAAACGGUGGAAAGACUACUACUAUUACUGUAGAAAUGAUUGAUCGUAGGGGACCGUUUAUUAAAGAGUAUUUAAAUAAUUCACAAAAAUCCGAAAAAUCAAAUGAUUUAUUUAAUGCAUCACGUUUAUUUAAAGGUUUAAGAGUGCAAAACUGGAAAUGUAAAUUUAAUGAUCAAAAGAUGAAUGUGUGUCACCUUAUUAAUUUUAAUAAAGAUAUAGACCUUAAUAAAUAUACUACAUUUAAAGUAUUUCUACUAUAUUGGUUAGAAGAUUUUUUAUAUGGUUAUUAUAUAUCAAAAAAAAGAAAAAUAGUCGAAAAAUGUACACAAAAAGGAGAAAAGGCAUGUAGUGGUGAUGGAAAUUCUAAAAACGAUUGUGCAUGUGUUAAAAUAUGGAUAGAACAAAAGGAAAAGGAGUGGGAUCAAAUAAAAAAUUAUUAUGAUGCAAAUUUUAAAACGGACAGUGAGCAUAUUUAUUCUAGGAUUAACAGUUUUUUUGAGCAGCAACUGUUUGAUAGCGGUAUCAAAAAAGAUAAACAAAAGGUUACAGAAUUAAGAGAUUUAGAGAGAUCACUUGGAUGUGAGUGCGCUGAGAACUCAAAAAAGAUUAAAGAUGCUGACAAAAAGGAUAUCGUAGAAUGCAUACAUAAAUAUCUUGAAAAAAAAAUUGGUGAGUGUACAUCCCAACCUAGUGGCGAAAACGAAGCACAGUGUGAAAAUUCCUCCCCCUUUGAAGAUGACGAUGAAGAGGACUUACUCCUUGUAGAAGACGACAAAAUAAUCAAACAACCGGGAUUUUGUCCACCCCCAGAGGAAAAAACAGAAAUAGAGGGAACAGAUGACAAGUGUGAAGAAGCAUCAUCCCCUGUUGUACCCGAACAACCUGCAAAAGAAGAUGGUGACCCAGCAGCACAACCCGAAGACGAUACAGAGAAAAAAGCCCCAGUCAAACCAACACCAACAAAACCACAACGACCACGUAGGCCACGACGAACCCUCGAACUCUUGGAUAAUCCCCCCUUUAAAACCGCCCUCAUGUCUUCUACCAUCAUGUGGAGUAUUGGCAUCGGUUUUGCUGCGUUCACUUAUUUUUUUCUAAAGAAAAAAACCAAAUCAUCUGUUGGAAAUUUAUUCCAAAUACUGCAAAUACCCAAAGGUGAUUAUGAUAUACCUACAUUGAAAUCAAGCAAUAGAUAUAUUCCUUAUGCUAGUGAUCGAUAUAAAGGCAAAACAUAUAUUUAUAUGGAAGGAGAUAGUAGUGGUGAUGAAAAAUAUGCAUUUAUGUCUGAUACUACUGAUGUAACUUCCUCAGAAAGUGAGUAUGAAGAAUUGGAUAUUAAUGAUAUAUAUGUACCAGGAAGUCCUAAAUAUAAAACAUUAAUAGAAGUGGUACUUGAACCAUCAAAAAGGGAUACACAAAAUGAUAUACACAAUGAUAUACCUAGUGAUAUACCAAAUACACCUAGUGAUACACCACCACCUAUUACUGAUGAUGAAUGGAAUCAAUUGAAAAAAGAUUUUAUAUCUAAUAUGUUACAAAAUACACAAAAUACGGAACCAAAUAUUUUACAUGAUAAUGUGGAUAAUAAUACCCAUCCUACCAUGUCACGUCAUAAAGUGGACCAAAAACCUUUUAUUAUGUCCAUACAUGAUAGAAAUUUAUACAUUGGAGAAGAAUAUAGUUAUGAUAUGAGUACUAACAGUGGUCAAAAUAAUGUUUACAGUGGUAUUGAUCCAACAAGUGCUAACCAUGAUUCUUAUAGUGAUAAAAAUGAUCCAAUUAGUGAUAACCAUCAUCCUUAUAGUGGUAUAGAUUUAAUCAAUGACGUACUAAAUGGUGAUUAUGACAUUUACGAUGAAAUAUUGAAACGAAAAGAAAAUGAAUUAUUUGGAACAUAUCAUACGAAAAAAAAUACAUCAACCAAUAGUGUUGCAAAAAAUACAAAUAGUGAUCCUAUACUCAAUCAAAUAAAUUUGUUCCAUAAAUGGUUAGAUAGACAUAGAUAUAUGUGCGCAAAGUUAAAAAACAAAGAGGAUAUUUUGAACAAAUUGAAAGAAGAGUGGAAUAAAGAAAAUAACAAUAAUAGUGGUAAAACAUAUAAUAGUGAUAAUAAACCUAGUCAUAAUCAUGUGUUGAAUACUGAUGUUUCUAUUCAAAUAGAUAUGGAUAAUCCUAAAACAAAGAAUGAAUUUAAGAAUAUGGAUACAACCCCCGACAAAUCUACUAUGAAUACUAUGCUGGAUGAUCUAGAAAAGUAUAACGAACCCUACUAUUAUGAUUUUUAUAAAGAUGAUAUCUAUUAUGAUGUAAAUGAUGAUGAUAAAGCAUCUGUGGAUCAUAAUAAGAUGGAUAAUAAUAAUUCGGAUGUCCCCACUAAAGUACAAAUUGAAAUGAAUGUCAUUAAUAAUCAGGAGUUACUACAAAAUGAAUAUCCUAUAUCGCAUAUGUAG
Molecule: messenger RNA, 6828 nt
Organism: Plasmodium falciparum 3D7
Lineage: Eukaryota; Apicomplexa; Aconoidasida; Haemosporida; Plasmodiidae
Product: erythrocyte membrane protein 1, PfEMP1
Exons: 2
Coding region: 1-6828 (2275 amino acids)
Cellular component (GO): membrane
Molecular function (GO): host cell surface receptor binding
Source: RefSeq, a predicted model, not a curated record